UUUAAAGCCGAGGAAGGGGACGGUAACAAAGACAAAAGCAAACGCAAGUCAAUCCAUUUCAGCGAUUGGCCACCGGAACAGUUCGUGAGGGCGAUCGUGCCCUAACUCCCUUCCCCAGCCCUAAUCCGAAACUCUAAAUCACAUCGCUAGUCCUCUCCUCGCACCCAAAAUCGUCUUGUUGGCGACGCGGAGGUGGCGGCGGAUCUUGCUUUCAGUUGAUCUACUGUUCCUGGCACUUACGGACUGGCUUUUCAAAUUCAAUCCGAUCGUCUUCACUUACUGAAGCAAGAUCUGUCCAUUUGUGAUUGCAGCAGAGAAACCAAGAACUUUGAAGGAUUGGUCUAUGCAAAUAUGCGAUUGAGGUGGAUUCAUCUAUCUUAGAAUGUGAAAUGGAGUCGCUGUGGAAGCUUGCUUACUUACUUGAACCAGCAUCGGUUACUCUCAUUGCGACUGCGAUUUUUGUUACCUUUGCAUCGGCUUUCAGAGCCCUGGAUCAUGGGAAGGAGAUGGAAAGGAACCUGGAUUUCUCAGAGGCAUCGAUUACGUUGGACCGAUCUCAAGCUCUUAUGAUACCUCUUGCUAGCUCUUGCAGCUUGUUGUUAAUGUUCUAUCUUUUCUCGUCAGUAUCCCAAAUUAUCACUGCCUUCGCUGCUGUUGCAUCGGCAUCUGCUCUCUACUUCUGCCUCUCGCCUUACAUGAUCUACCUCAGGUCGCGAUUUGGGUUAACGGAUCCUCUGGUUUCUAGAUGCUGUUCCAAGACAUUUGCACGCGGCCAAGGGGUGUUGCUCUUCUUUUGCAUAAUGCUCGUGGCGACUUGGCUAGUCACAGGGCAUUGGAUUCUGAACAAUAUUUUGGGGAUCUGCAUAUGUAUUGCCUUUGUCAGUCAUGUCCGGUUACCAAAUAUUAAAAUCUGUGCACUGCUUCUUGUGUGCUUAUUUUUGUAUGAUAUUUUCUGGGUUUUCUUCUCUGAGAGGUUCUUUGGUGCGAAUGUUAUGGUCUCAGUUGCGACACAAAAGGCCUCUAACCCAAUUCACAAGGUGGCGACCAGCUUGAGCCUUCCGGGAUUGCAGCUGAUUACAAAAAAACUAGAGCUUCCUGUAAAGCUUGUUUUCCCAAGAAAUUUGAUGGGUCGGCAAGUAAUCACUAGCAGUGGUGGAGGGGAAUACAUGAUGCUGGGAUUAGGAGACAUGGCUAUUCCUGGUAUGCUUCUGGCUUUGGUGCUCUGUUUCGAUCAUAGAAAGAGCAGAGAUAUCUCUAUUCCCCCUGAAGCAUUGUCUUCAAAAGAGAGCAAAUAUUUUUGGUGGGCGCUCUCCGGAUAUGCAAUCGGUUUGGUUACCGCCUUGUCUGCUGGAAUCUUGACACAAUCACCUCAACCGGCGCUUCUUUAUCUGGUGCCAUCCACCUUAGGACCAGUUAUUUUCCUUUCUUGGAGAAGGUAUGAAUUGUGGGAGUUGUGGGAUGGAGCUUAUCCAGUCUCGAGCGAGAAGUCCCACUCGAUGGAGCCCUAAUCCUUCGAACAGGUCUUUGUUAUAUCACCAAACAAACUUAAUUUGUUUCAAAGCAACCUGGAUGAAAUGCUUAUCCUGAGGGCUAUUUAUGAAAUCCUAAUAUAUCACGGAUGCUUUCUACUUACUUAAAUGAUGUCUUGCUUAGCAAUUAUGAUGGAA
Molecule: messenger RNA, 1667 nt
Organism: Zingiber officinale
Lineage: Eukaryota; Viridiplantae; Streptophyta; Magnoliopsida; Zingiberales; Zingiberaceae
Product: signal peptide peptidase-like 1
Exons: 4
Coding region: 390-1508 (372 amino acids)
Biological process (GO): membrane protein proteolysis
Cellular component (GO): cytoplasmic side of endoplasmic reticulum membrane; Golgi-associated vesicle membrane; lumenal side of endoplasmic reticulum membrane
Molecular function (GO): aspartic endopeptidase activity, intramembrane cleaving
Source: RefSeq, a predicted model, not a curated record